Molecule: messenger RNA, 2406 nt
Organism: Didymosphaeria variabile
Lineage: Eukaryota; Fungi; Ascomycota; Dothideomycetes; Pleosporales; Didymosphaeriaceae
Exons: 3
Coding region: 1-2406 (801 amino acids)
Biological process (GO): intra-Golgi vesicle-mediated transport
Cellular component (GO): Golgi apparatus; COG complex
Source: RefSeq, a predicted model, not a curated record
AUGGCGGCCGAAGCGCCGGAUCCACGGACGUUUAAGAGCUGGGAAGAUGCUUUCCAGUACCCCAUCCCCGUGGUCCGGAAAUUGGAGCAGCAGUUGCGCUCCAAUGCCGACGAGAAUCGCGAGAAGCUCCGCUCGCUCGUAGGCACGAGCUACCGUAGCCUCCUCGAUACGGCCGAAACGAUAAUCGACAUGGAGGUCCGCAUGGAGCAGGUCGAGGGCAAGCUCUCAAGAGUUGGACACAGCUGCAAUUCGAGAACGCUGGAUCGUAUCACGAAUAGUGCGGUCGGACUGGACUCAUAUAUUCGACGACGCGACCAGGAGCGUUACACAUUCGCCUCGCAGCUUGCCGUCCUUCGGAGCUCUCCCGUUGUCAUGGCACGUCUAAUGAAAAACGAAGGAUCGUACCUUCUCAUUGCCAAGGUCCUUGUCAUAUCGCGACUUUUACACAAAGCAUUGUCACAGUCAGCCAACAAGCCAUCCAUUGUGGAUCAGCUUUGGGAACGCCUGCUGUCAGCACGUCGCAAGUUAUUAAAGCGGAUAGAGAAGCGUAUGGGCAGUGCAGAGGGCGAAAAUACAGAUCUGGUUGAGAGCAUGUGCGCCUAUGCUCUGAUUACGAGCUCGACGCCUACAGAUGUUUUGCAUCACUUCCACAAGAUUCGAUUGGAGAACAGUGUGAAGUUACUCCAUCACGGUGAUGAUGAGCUUGCCAACCAUGGCACUAGUGCGUUGAGGUUAUGCAUACAGACUUGUCUGGAUACGCAAACAAUAUUCCCUCGGCGGCUGGCAGAUUCACUUGCAAAGCUGAAGACGCAACCGUUGAUCCAAGACCCCGACGUCUGUGCUCUGCUUGAGCUCAAUUUGGAUAUCCAUGACCGUUGGAUAGGCGAAGAAGCGCGGAAUUACACCCCUUGGCCCCGCCAUGACGAGCUUCAGCGGGCUGACGCUGAGCGAAUACUACACCAAUGGUCGCGACAGGCCAUGUCCGCCUUUCUUAAGGGAACGAAGGAUGCACUGGAGAACGAGACUCGACUUAAAGAAGUUGCAACACUACGGCAGGAACUCAUCGAAACAUGGAUCCUGUCCGGAUCGCGCAUGGCAGGCGUCAAAUCUGCAAAUGUGUUGGACGAUUUGCGAGACACGAUGAACAGUCACUUGGAAAGCAUCGUUCGGCUUCGCUCACAGACUCUUCGAAAUGUUGUAGUUGAAUUGUCGACCGUGCUCGGCUCACCCUCUCUUAUGCAGUCGUCUAGCCUGUCUUUAUGGGGCGAAUACCCUAAAUCGGCGGACGUAUCGAACGGUGCACAAGCAUUCAAAUCUACACUUGUCAACAUCCAUCAAGGUCGCGACAACUCCGUAGUGAGGAUUGUCUCCGCAUUCGAUGCAUGGGCGGAGUCCAUUCUCGAAGUGAAGAGCAUCGUGAAGUCGAUGAAGGAAGCACGUUGGGACGACACGUUUGCCGACGACGUCGACGACUCAGAUGACGACGACCUAGGCGAUUCGAAACAGACGUUGUUGAGCGAUGAUGAUCCGCGACUGCUAGAAGAGGUCACGCAGGAAGCGCUUACCCACACGCUACAGAACCUAGGCAAGAGCUUCGGCCAAAUCAUCACACAAGUGACAGAAGAUGAUGGUGAAAUCGAUGUGCUGAAGAUAUGCUUCCUACUCAGGGUCAUAAGGGAGAUCGGGGAGCGUAUUCCCAAUCUUAAAUUGCACGAGAAGGCGUCGCUGCUGGCAACACCGUUCACGCCUGCGUUACUAAAGCCUUUACACCAGGCGCUGGCUUCGUUUGUUGCUCAGCCGACCGCAGAUGCAUAUGCGAAGGCACUCGCUGGCGGGCUGAAAUCUAGAACGAAGAGCCAUAUUCUCUGGGAAGGUAACCCUGCGUUACCGGCUCAACCCUCGCCCAGUGCAGUGAGGUUUUUGCAGAGCUUGACGAAAGCCAUGGCAGCAUAUGGGAACGAUUUAUGGGCGCCGCUCGCCGUGAAGGAGAUUAAGAUUAGUGCUCUCGAACAUGCUACACCACUUUUCAAAACCAAUCUCGAGUUGCUUCGGCAACUAGGCGUAGCUCCUGCCAACAAAGAGAAAAGUGAAAAGAUGAAUGGAGAGAAUCCAAAUUCGGUUGAGCAUAAAGAGGAUACUGAGACGAAGAACGAGGUAAACGACGAGACUGAGAUCGAUAUAGCCGCUGCCAGGGAGCUUCGGGAUCGCAAGCUCAAGCAAGCGCUCUUCGAUAUGCUAUACAUCCAGCGCUUUAUUGGAAGCCCGCACCGCUCUACCGACGCCAUCGAUGAUAUAGUCAGCACCAUUGCGAGUACUUCUAUAGACGAGAACAGCAAAGCCAGACUAAGGAAAAGUGCGGCUGAUUAUGCAAAGAAGACGUAUCUGCUCUUUGCGCUGUUGGCAUAG